Molecule: messenger RNA, 3962 nt
Organism: Alligator sinensis (Chinese alligator)
Lineage: Eukaryota; Metazoa; Chordata; Crocodylia; Alligatoridae
Gene: UBAP1
Product: ubiquitin associated protein 1
Exons: 7
Coding region: 1274-2842 (522 amino acids)
Biological process (GO): ubiquitin-dependent protein catabolic process via the multivesicular body sorting pathway
Cellular component (GO): ESCRT I complex
Molecular function (GO): ubiquitin binding
Source: RefSeq, a predicted model, not a curated record
GCUGGGAAAUGGAGUCCAGGCACGUGCCGGAUCUGCCGUUUUUCCCACCCCCGCUCCAAGGGUUUGACGCUGCUGUUCGCAGCGCUGCCUCCACAGAGAGCACCUCCGACCCUGGCACUCCACACCUGCCCAUCAGGCCUCCCACGCACUCAGAUCGCAGGAUUGAGGCUUUUGUUCUCCCACUUUGUGGAAAUCACCUGGGAGCUGCCUCCGAUCCUGGCCAACACCCACAGGUUUCCUGUUGACAAAUAGCUCAUUCGGCGUGAGUACCUGCCCGGGAAACGGGGAGAACUCGCUGCGUCUCUCUGGCGUGUCAGGAACAGGUUGGACGUCCCUUCCUCCCAGGCACCGUGUGCGUAAGAAGAAGGAAGUCCUGGGGGGUCUGGAAAUGCAGGCAGGAAUUUGAAACAACAGAGCAACAGAAAACAUGCACACCGGUAAAAAUACACCCAGACUUAGCGGCAGUCUAAUGCCCAUCUCUCCUGCUGACAUCCAUGUCCCAAACUAAUAGCCGCUUGAGUCCACGCUGUCCUCUCUCUUCCCGGCCACACUCAGUUUGGCCAGGAGUCUCGGUGAAGGCUGACUUCACUCCCAGGAGAUUGUUUGUGGAAGCAUCACCACGUAACCCAGCCUCGUGAUUCAGCUUCCUCGACUCGACUCGGCUUGCAGCUUCGCAAUGUGGCCGGGAUGUGUUGGAGCAUGCUGGCGGUCGGUAUAGCAGGGCGCUGCAGGAUGUGGGUAAUGCUGCUCAGAGCUGACGACGAGCACAAAAUGUGCAACUGGCUUCCAUACUUACUUUUACAGCAGCAAACUUCUUAGACCCAGGAGGACCUAGGGAGCGGGUUCAUUAGGAACCUCUCCAUCUUGGUCAUUACAAAGUGGGGAAGGUGUGCGCCCUGGUGAGAAGGUGUGCUCUUAAUUAUUAUUAUUGUUUAACUACUGUGUGGUCUUCAGCAAACUAUUAAUCUCUUACAUAUCUCAAGAGGAGGUUAGAUGGGCAUCUAGCUGGGGUCAUCUAGACCCAGCACUCUUUCCUGCCUGUGCAGGGGGUCGGACUCGAUGAUCUAUUGAGGUCCCUUCCGACCCUAGCAUCUAUGAAUCUGUAAGCUUCAGAAAAUGUAUUAUUAAUUUGCUGUCGGGGCCAUUAAAUUAAACGGAACAAGUGUUUGUAAAGCAUCCUGAGAUCCUCAGUUGAAACAAGUUGCAGACAUGCGUUAUAAUAUUUUUACGUGUGGCUUAUUAAACCUCCCCAAAAAUGUCUUUCAGGUUCUAAAUGGCUUCAAAGAAGUCGGGAUCAGACUUUCAUGGGCCCUUCAGCUACCUGGACGAUGUCCCGUUUAAGAUAGGAGACAAAUUCAAAACGCCAGCCAAGGUUGGUUUACCCAUUGGCUUCUGCUUGCCUGAUUCUCCCCAGCUUGUCAGAGAAGCUCAGUAUGACUUCUCCCUGGAAAAGAAAACCAUGGAGUGGGCCGAAGAAAUUAAAAAAAUCCAAGCAGCUCAGAGAGAAGCUGAACAGAAGGCUGAGGUAGAAAUAGCUCGUUCAAAGGCCGCUUCAGAGGACAACAGCAAAAUGGGCUUCUCUGAGGGACCUUGCCCGGGGGCGCUGCCCCCUCCCUUUAACCCCAUUCUUGCUAGUCUGCAGCACAAUAACAUUCUCACCCCCACCCCUGCCAACAGCAGUGCCAUAAAGCAGAAGGCCCUUAGUCCGCCCUACCCAAAGGCAGAUUUCAACCCAGCAGACUUCGAAUGUGAAGAAGACCCGUUUGACAAACUGGAAUUAAAAACCAUUGAUGACAAAGAGGAGCUGAAAAAUAUCCUUGAAAUCCACGUCGGUACUACUGGGCCAAUCGUGGCCCAGCUCUUGGACAGCGGCCUCCCCAAAGUAGGGCCUGAAUCUGUAUUACAAGAUCCAGAAGUUCUGGCAUCCAUAGAAAGGGCCACCUUGGACUUCAAGCCCCUUCACAAACCGAAUGGCUUUAUUACUUUACCACAGUUGGGAAACUGUGAAAAGAUGUCCUUGUCUUCCAAAGUGUCCCUCUCCCCUAUCACGUCAGUGAGCAAUAUCAAAUCUCUCUCCUUUCCCAAACUCGACUCUGACGAGAGCGAUCAAAAACCCUCGAAGCUCACGAGCACUUUCCACAGCACUACCUGUCUCCGCAACGGCACUUUCCUUGGUUCUUUACAGAGCUGUGCUCAGAGCAGAGCUAGCGAACUGAACGGACAUCACGUGGUGGGUCUUUCUGCUUUAAAUGUGGACAGUGGCAUGGAGACGUCGACAAUAUCCUCUUCAUCCAGGCUGCCUUCCCUCUCUGGGCCAUCAGUUUGUACGGAAGAACAGACGUCUCAGCCCACAGCAACCACGGUACACCCGGACUACAAGGAGACGGAGCUCCCUGUGGUAACGCACCAAAACUUCCCCGUGUCUAAAGUGCCCAGCAACACCAGCUGCACCAAAUGGUCCAGUGGCUCUGCUUCCUCGGAGCUCCCGCAGGCCCUGUCUCCCAGUGAAAGGCAAUGCGUAGAAAUGGUUGUCAACAUGGGAUACUCUUACGAGGACGUCAUGAAAGCUAUGAAGAAGAAAGGACGGAGCAUAGACCAGGUUCUGGAUUACCUGUUUGCACACGGGCAGCUGUGCGAGAAGGGCUUUGAUCCCCAGCUGGUCGAAGCAGCUCUGGAAAUGCACCAGUGUUCAGAGGAAAAGACGACAGAACUUCUCCAGCUAAUGAGUAAAUUUCAAGAAAUGGGCUUUGAAGUGAAAGACAUUAAGGAGGUCUUAUUAUUACAUAACAAUGACCAGGACAAUGCUUUGGAAGAUCUAAUGGCCCGUGCAGGAGCCAGCUGAAAACAUAUCCCUGGCUUCCAGGAGCGUAACGGAGCGUGCCUCCUGGGGGAGUAGGCCAGCCCCUGUCACCAGACCCCUGCCACCUCAUCCGGAGAGUGACUUGCUGUUUGGGAGGAAGCCCUGCCCUGCCUGCCACGUCCACUGGAGAGUACGGCCGAGCGAGCCCAGCGCGCGUCACUCCAGAGCGCUCUCCCCGCUGCCGGGAGCCAACUGUCUUUCUUUAAGUAAAUUUUUAAGUGCCCUUUCCUAAGUUUCCUUUUCCAGCUUGGCCACGGAGAGCUUAGACUGCCCGACCUCUACUGGAACUGUACAUAGUCAGACAGCUAGGAUUUUUUUUUUUCCUUUCGUUGCACUGGAUUUGGACAGGAAUUCAAAGUUGGUUCUGAAACUAGGAUGCUUUGGUUCUUUGAAGCUGCUUUCACGGUGUCUGCUUGUACUGGAGCACUGACUAUCGCAGUCUGACUGGAGUUUGACCUUGAGUGCAGUGGGUCUUUCCCUUGAUUAUUUUGGGUUGAAAGUUAGUCUGCAACUUAGUGAAACACUGGUUCCUAAACUCUCACUAUGCAUCAAAAAGAGAAGCUGUUCCUCCUCCUCUUGGGUUUUUGGGGGUUGUUUCUGGCCCUGGCAGCAACCAGUUCUGCUGAGCAGAAGUCUCCAAUGCUUGAGUGGUGUGUGAUUUCUGUCCGAACAGGUGAGCUGUGAACUCCACCUGGAUCUGGACCAGCGGUUGGUUCCCGAACUGAUGGGGUGAGAGCUGGGGCUCUGUUCUCAAUCCCCCAGGUUUGUAGGUUAUUUAAGCAAAUGCCCUUCUAGGAAAUCAAUUUUUUUAAAUAAUAUUCAGUGUGAAGCAGGAGGUUUCUUUCAAGCACUUUCUUUAAAAACAAUAUACUCACUGCGGUAGUCCCAUUCUCUUUCACACUGCUGUAGAAUUACAUACUCUAACAUCUAGUAAUAGAAAUCAGUUUGGGGUUUGUUUUUGAUAGUACAAAGUGUAUUAUGUUGUACAUUGUUAAAAAUCGACAUACAUAAAAUAUAAACAGUCUUGAUGAAUCCUUUAAAGUAAUUUGCUAAAUAUUUUGAUUCUGCAGAAAGAACUACUAAUAAAACCCUAAAACGGAAA